Molecule: messenger RNA, 836 nt
Organism: Cornus florida
Lineage: Eukaryota; Viridiplantae; Streptophyta; Magnoliopsida; Cornales; Cornaceae
Product: protein PLANT CADMIUM RESISTANCE 2-like
Exons: 4
Coding region: 78-665 (195 amino acids)
Source: RefSeq, a predicted model, not a curated record
ACCACAAACUACACAACAUUGUCACAAAAGCAUCUCUCUAGCUUUGUUCACCUUUCACCCACCAUUCCACCGCAAUCAUGAAUUAUUCGAACCCGAAUGAAUUUCAGAAAUUCUCUUCAUCUCCGCCGCCGUCGGCACCACUAUCAUACCACGGUGCUCAGUCCGUGACGACCGGCGUUCCAGUGAGCUCGAAGGAAGAUUACUAUUCAGACAACCCACAAGCACCCAUUCAUGUUCCACCCAAAACCAAGGUUGCUUGGUCCACCGGUCUCUGCAACUGCUUCGACGAUGUCCCUAACUGUUGCAUGACAUUAUGGUGUCCAUGUGUUACUUUUGGACGGAUUGCAGAGAUUGUGGACAAAGGUUCAACAUCUUGUGGGACAAGUGGGGCGCUUUACGCGUUAAUAGCAUGUCUGAUUGGUUGUCCGUGCUGUUACUCAUGCUUCUAUCGUUCUAAGAUGAGGCAGCAAUACGCGCUGCACGAAAGCCCCUGCAACGACUGCUUGAUUCACUGCUGCUGCGAGUCUUGCGCCUUGUGCCAAGAGUACCGUGAGCUCAAAAACCGCGGAGUCGACAUGAUCAUUGGGUGGCAAGGAAACGUGGAGAGACAAAAUCGUGGAAUAGAAUUGCCGCCGGUGGUUGAAGGAGGAAUGAGCAGAUCAUGAAUGUGAAAGAUUUACUAGUUAAUUGGGUUGUUAAUUAUUGUGGCAUAUAUAUAUGGCUUUGUUAAGUUUGCAAUGUUAAAUUACAAUAAAAACUAGAAACAGAAAGCUUGUGAUGUUGGAUUUGUUGUAUUUUACCAUUGUAACCAUAAACAACGACACUUUGUUUACUCA